AUGGCAUUUCCACCUCCACCGCCCCCGCAAUGGGUCCUCGACCUCAACUCCACCCCUCCGAGCAAGCCAAAGUCGAACGCGUACCCUGAUCCUCCAGGCUACACAGCGCCCACCUCGCUCUCCAAACACUCCAAGUCCUCCAAAGCCGCAACGCCCGCGCGCAAACCACCCACGCCCGAAGAGAUGGAUACCCUGAAACUGAAGAAGGCUUGGGAGCUUGCCCUCGCGCCCGCAAAGCAGCUUCCAAUGAACGCCAUCGGCAUGUACAUGACGGGCAACAGCCUGCAGAUCUUCAGCAUCAUGAUGGUAUUCAUGCUGUUCAAGGCCCCCGUACAAGCGAUAUUCAACAUCCAAGGCACGUUCCAGAGGCUGGAGAGUGGUGGAAAUAAACAGCAGAUGAUUCUGGUGAAGCUAGCCUUCAUCGGUUGUAACCUGCUGGCUUUGGCAUUGGGCAUUUGGAAGGUGAAUGGGAUGGGAUUAUUGCCGUGAGUAUCAGAACAUGGACCUGACUGCUGGCAAACAACUGACAUGAUACCAGGACAACGCGAUCGGAUUGGCUGGCGUGGGAGUCUGCGCGAGAACCGUUAGAGAGGGCGUACUUUGUGCCGUCAUAG
Messenger RNA from Lecanosticta acicola, 614 nucleotides. Lineage: Eukaryota; Fungi; Ascomycota; Dothideomycetes; Mycosphaerellales; Mycosphaerellaceae. The record is from the annotation of a GenBank genome assembly.